Messenger RNA from Coccinella septempunctata (seven-spotted ladybird), 1209 nucleotides. RefSeq lists its product as uncharacterized. The transcript is spliced from 6 exons. NCBI's taxonomy places the organism in Eukaryota, Metazoa, Arthropoda, Insecta, Coleoptera, Coccinellidae. Bases 281 to 1162 code for a protein of 293 amino acids. The record is from RefSeq and is a predicted model, not a curated record.
GAGCAGAUAACGCAUUAUUUUCCAUUAAUUCCUGAUAUGUCACAGGUUAGUUGGAGAUUCUAGAAACCAAGAACGUUAAUUAGACAAUGAACUGGUUGAUUCAGAGGAAAAUAGAGAAUGACUUUGAAAGUUUUCAAUUUGAAGGUUAAUUGUCAUAGAUUCGAACAUCAUUCAAAAUCAUCGUGAAAGGCAAUUCCAUUUCAUUCCAUCCAGCGAACCAAUCCCCUUCACAUAAUCAUUUGAAGUGAUAUGUGACCAACUCCCCAGAAAAAUAGACCAAAUGAUGUGUAUAUCCUUGCGAGAUUUCUUUUCAUCUCAGUUGUUCCAGGCCACCGAUCAUCAGACCCAGGGGAUUAUUGAGGAAUAUCCUGUCAUGAGAAAAGGUUCAAACACAUCGAGGAGUUCCAGCGUUAGUAGCAGCGCUUCCGACACUGAAUCGGACCUAGAUCCAACACCAGAAGAUGAGGAUAGCCGCUCUACUAAUAGAUCAUCGAGUGUCUCUUCAACUGAUAGUUCUUCAAACUAUCUGGAUCUACCGUCUACAAGCAAUGGAUCACCCUCAGUAGAGAAAAAACGUAAGAGUAGCAUGAGGAGAGCGAGUAGCGAUUCAAGGGAAUCCAGAAGGGUAUCAUUCCAUGAUCAGGUGAACGUGAGAGUUUAUCCAAUAGAUGAACCACAAGGAUUCAGAGGAACUCCUGUAACACCUCCUGCUCAAGAAGCGAUAGAUGAUAUAGACAGUCUGACUGAAGAAGUUUCCAGCAGACUGUCAUCGAUCAAGGCCAAAGACGCCCCAAUCCCUUCCCUGGAAGAACUCUGUGACUCCAUAUCGGAUGUUCACGUGGUGGACAGGGACGUCGUGGAACCUACCCAGAGUACCACGCCCAGAAAUCAAAUUGCCGUAGGAUACGCCGAGCUUUCGGACGAUUUCGAACAAGAAUUCGAGGAAAUGGACGUUAUCAUGAGGAUGAGGUAUCCCAAGUACUACCAUUUCCUCAAGUCGCACAUGAUCACGGGAGCGAUAGGCUCGGAGGACUACAAAAGUCAGGUGUUGGAGUUCAAGGAGGCUAUCGUGGGUAGCAGGCAGUAUCCAGACGAGUACUUCCAGGACUUGGAGAACACACUGUCGUACUAUGAGAGGAUGUCUGGUGGAACCGAACUAUGACUAAGAUGGUUUAUUGUAGAUUGAAAUAAAGGAGGGACUUGAGUUUU